UCCCCCUCUCCCACACUUCAGUGAGACUCUUCAGAGGUGUGGUCACACAAAACUCGUGCUCACGCUGUGUGUGUGUGCGUCAGAAGUGUGUAAUGGCUGCUGAGAUGAAGGAUCUCUCUCAGGACGGCCCUUGGUCUGUUGUCUUCAGCUCCUUCAUGGCUCAGCUGCUGGCGUUUGGUUCUCCCCAGUCAGUGGGAGUUAUUUACCCUGAGUGGCUCAGCACAUUCCAUGAGGGCAAGAGCACCACCGCCUGGGUCGGCUCCACUGUCCUGGGGGUUGGGCUCAUCACCAGCCCUUUGUGCAGUGCGUGUGUGGAUAAUUUUGGCGCCCGGCCCGUGACCAUCUUCAGUGGUGUAAUGGUGGCCGGAGGUUUAAUGCUUAGUGCCUUCGCUCCCAACAUCAUCUUCCUCAUCUUCAGCUAUGGAAUCGUUGUGGGUCUGGGCUGUGGGCUCGUCUAUGCAGCAACAUUGACUGUCACGUGUCAGUAUUUCGAUAAGAGGCGUGGUCUUGCCCUGGGCAUUGUUACUACAGGAACCAGCAUAGGUGGCUUUAUGUAUGCCUCAAUGCAGAACAAGCUGAUUGGUCAUUACGGAUUAGAAGGGUGUCUACUCAUUGUUGGUGCUCUGGCACUAAACCUGAUCGCUUGUGCUGGACCUAUGCGACCUUUAAACCUUCCUGGAUACUACAUCAGACAGAAGGCUGCACUGAAGUGUGCAGACGAAUCUCUCUAUGACAAAGAACUUGUUACGGAACCCUUAGUGGAGCAUCAGACGCUGGUAUGCAUCAUCAAAAAGCACCUCCAGCCUCACCCCGAGUACAUGCAUGGCAUGCGUGAGUGCUUGCGGGAGCCCUCGUUUGUGUCACUCUGCGUCUCAUUUUUCCUAUACAGCCUGGGUGCAAUCCCACCCGUGCUCUUCAUGGAGGAUGUGGCUCAGAGCGAGGGCCUCCUCGAUCAUGUGACACCCAUCCCUCUUGUCUCGAUCACAGCUGCUGCAACAGUAGUGGGUAAGCUGGCACUGGGUAUGUUGGCAGAUGUGCACUGGGUGAACAGCUUGCAACUCUAUGCCAUGACGGUAGCUGCGAUGGGCACCGCUUUGCUAGUAGUGCCCAUGUGGAAGAGUUAUGCUGGGCUUCAGGUGAUCUCAGCUGUCAUUGGCUUCUUCUCAGGUAACUGGUCGAUCACGUCCUACGUCACCACACGCAUUGUGGGCAUUGAACGCCUCGGCCAAGCACACGGGCUCCUUAUGUGCUCCGGUGGCUUUGGGAUCAUUCUGGGACCUCCGGUCGUAGGUUUAUUCUUUGAUUGGACGCAGUCGUAUGAUCUCCCGUUCUACUUUACCGGGUGCUGUUUGCUGGUGGGUGGCGCUGUUCCCUUCAUUACAGCCUCGCUCUGCAAAAAUCCAGUUAACAAGAACAAGAAGAAUGCUUUGGCUGAUCUUAAUGAUGACAUUGUCCAGGAACUCAAAAACCCCUCAGUAUGUAACCGAGUGACUUCUGAACUAGAACAUGUCAGUGAAGAAGAUCUAGUGGCCUCCCAUUGCCUUCCAUCUUUAGCAGUGCCUGCAAGUACACCAGAUAAUGGCUAUGAGACACACCAUUGAUAAAAAGAAUUAGCUUGUCAUUCCUAGAGUUUGAAGUUGUGAUUAAAAACUGAAGCAUGGAACCAAAUGGUAGCAUGUAAAGGCAAAGUCUAUGUCUCAAAUCACAUACUCCUACACUAAUGUAUAGUUUAUAUAUACAUUUUAGUAUUUAGUGCACUAAUAUUGGUUUGGGACAGAUAAAUUAGCCUUGCUACCUUUUUUUCUUCACUGUGAACCUGAAUUUUAAGACUAUUUUGUUGCAGAACUCCAGAAAGCUACUUUAGAUGAGCUGUAUUUAUUUAGUUGACAAAUGUGAAGUAAUAGGGCAGAAACAAAUACUUUGUCUUGUCUUUUUAUUUGCUGCACUGGUUUGAAAAAAAAUGAGAGAAAUUUUCCUUCAGCUGCCAUACGAUGCCGAUCCAACCUUUUCAAUUAACCUAACAGAUGCCUCUAGGUUUUAUCAUUUAUUCUGUCUUUCUUUUAUACAUUCAUUCUUGAUUUUUUAUGGACAGAAAGUUUGUGGUUUUAGAUUUCUUAAUAAUUUUAUAAUAGUUGUCAUGUUUGAUUUUUAAAUAUCUUUAUGAAUAUUAUGUAACAAAUUUCUGUAAAAUCAUUUGAUGUAUUUUCGAUGUUAAGGAUUGGCACUGGGAUUCAGCCAGAACCAAUUAAAUCAUUUGUCA
This is a messenger RNA of Silurus meridionalis, 2260 nucleotides long. It is a transcript of the gene slc16a9a, whose product is annotated as solute carrier family 16 member 9a. The transcript has 6 exons. The record is from RefSeq and is a predicted model, not a curated record. Gene Ontology annotation, biological process: monocarboxylic acid transport; transmembrane transport. Bases 93 to 1601 code for a protein of 502 amino acids. Gene Ontology annotation, molecular function: monocarboxylic acid transmembrane transporter activity. Lineage: Eukaryota; Metazoa; Chordata; Actinopteri; Siluriformes; Siluridae.